AUGGAACCUCCCAAGUUCCGGGAUCAAGCGUUAGUGAUGCUUACCGUCACCAACGACACCCACGACCCUCACUUCCCUUACCGCAGCCUUACGCUCUCCGGAGACCAAGCGACAACGCCCAUCGGACGACAGAGCAGUCGAAGACGAGGGCUGGAGGCCGCCUCCAACAACUUCCUUUUUGAUUGCCCGGUCAUGUCUCGAGAUCACGCAACAAUCAAGCUCGAUAGCGACAAACAGGAGGUAUCAAUCAAGGACGCCGGUUCCCUUCAUGGGACUUUUGUGAAUUCGCUGCGACUUCGAGAUCAAGAGUCCAAGCGGCUUCUGACCGGAGAUGUUAUAACAUUUGGGGUUAACAUCGACAGGGGAGCCGAAAAGUUCCGCCCCUUUGAAGUUGAAGCCACUAUUGCGUUUGGAACCGAUGAACGGAAUAAUCUGCCGACCGUAUUUCGAGUACCCGAUGAUACCGAUGUCGAGGAGAUAAGUGGCAGCGAAGGUGAGAUUGGUACCGGAUACGCCCAGAAAGUUCUGAGAGAGAACCAAAUCCGACCAGCACCUCAGCUGCCACCACUCAGCACCCUCGAUCUUACACCCGUCGUCGAUGUCGAACACUACAAAAAUGGAGAAUCAGUUCUCCUUCCGAUCGAUCUGACCUCAAACGCAUCAGAAAUCUACGAGAUUUCGGACCCGACACCGUCCGAGAUACCUGCCACGACAUCAUUCAGUACCGAAAAUAACCCUGAUGGUGAAGAAUAUAUGGCCUGGGACGCCGAAUCCCACAGUUCGGAAAUAGAUGAAGAGUUUCCCUACGAGUCUGAAUCCGAUAGCUAUUCAUCCGAAAUCGAAUCUCCGAGGACUGAUGGAAAUGAAGAAUACAACACACAUACGCCGGAACAAGGCGCCUUCUUCAGUGAUGAGGAGCUCACUUCCGAAGAUGGCGAUGGGUUGGAAGAGCACGGUGAAACUACACUUCCAACAGACGAUAACACAACAAUAUCUGACCCAACAAUCACGGUUCCCGUGAUGUUGAUGGAUAGCAUGCCGUUGCCUGAAAUCUCGCCCCGAGAUUCGGAAGAGCUUCCCCCAAAUGCGUUGAGGAGCGUGCAUGAAGUUGAUAGGCUCACGACAGUUCCCUUAAACUUGAUGUUGACACAAGAGCAAACACAUGACAAAAUUGGAUAUUCGCAAGAUGAGAGUCUCAGUUUCGUUUCCUCGCAACAGCCCUCUGCUCCUCCAGACCUUGUAUCCCAGGGCAGCAGAGAUCAAGUCAUUGGACUCUUCGGACAAAACUCCGAAAAAGCUGAUUUCUUCAAUGCUCGAGAGGAGAAUAAGAAGAGAUUUGCCGCUGAACUGGGCCCCCAACAUGAGCAGACACCAAUGGAUGCUCCUACCCUACCCACGGCAUCAAGGGCUCCGGGAGAAAAAGAGGCUUUGAGCCUGUCAUCUAUGUUGGUUAAUGAGUGCUCUCAAGAGACUUGGGAGCAGUUUUCACCUCUGGAAGUAUCAGGACGCAAUUUCCUGAACACUCCACUCACAUCUGAUGAACCACCAGUGUCGAGCGAUCCUUGUGUGCUCGAUGACACGUCUGCUUAUACUUUCGAGAUCAGCAAGAAGGUCGAGCAAUCUCAGACAGAGCCUGUUGAGAAACAAGACGAAGAAGUAGUUGGUGACAAGAAUCCUGAGUCUCCAAACCCUCUGAAGAGGAAGGCAGCUCAGAUAUCUCAGACUACAGUGAAAGAGCUUACUGAUGAUUUCAGAGCAGCCUUGAAGGCUCAAGAAGCAGCACACUCGCCAAAACGCCUCCGGCGAGCGGCUGAAGUAGUAGGAUAUGUUGCAUUGGGUGGCAUUGCGGUCAUGUCUGCACUGAUUGUAACGGCCCCAGCGCUAUGA
Clonostachys rhizophaga is the source of this 1887-nucleotide messenger RNA. NCBI's taxonomy places the organism in Eukaryota, Fungi, Ascomycota, Sordariomycetes, Hypocreales, Bionectriaceae. The record is from the annotation of a GenBank genome assembly.